This is a messenger RNA of Agelaius phoeniceus (red-winged blackbird), 1257 nucleotides long. RefSeq names its product pygopus family PHD finger 1 (gene PYGO1). Gene Ontology annotation, biological process: spermatid nucleus differentiation; kidney development. The record is from RefSeq and is a predicted model, not a curated record. NCBI's taxonomy places the organism in Eukaryota, Metazoa, Chordata, Aves, Passeriformes, Icteridae.
AUGUCAGCGGAACAGGAGAAGGACCCCAUCGCGCUGAAGAGAUCCCGAGGUGGUGACAGUGGAUUGGAUGGGUUAGGAGGACCAGGAGUUCAGCUUGGGAGCCCUGAUAAGAAAAAGCGCAAAGCGAAUACACAGGGGUCGUCAUUUCCUCCUCCAUCUGAAUAUGCUCCACCACCGAACCCAAGCUCUGACCACCUUGUAGCUGCAAAUCCAUUUGAUGACAACUAUAAUACUGUGUCUUAUAAACCACUUCCUUCAGGAAAUCCAUAUUUUAGUAAUCCUGGUUAUCCUGGCUUUGGAGGCUAUAACACUUUCAGAAUGCCACCUCACAUGCUGCCCAGAGUGUCCUCACCAUAUGGUGGUUCUUACUCCCUCAGAAACCAGCCACAUCCUCUUCCUCAAAACCCUGUUGGCAUGGGUUUUAGUCGACCCCACUCUUUCAGCUUUGGUCCUCAUGAUAACCCAGGUUUUGGGAAUCAACCACCUUAUGGCAGUGGUCAGAUAAAUCAAAAUGUCAAUAUGUCUGCUCAGCAUUUCAGACCAAAUCCUGGGGAGAACUUUGGCCAUUCUGGUCAGAUACCUCACCCUGAUGUGCCAACUAACUUUGGUCCUGGAAACAAUCCAAAUUUUCCAAAUUCUCAGCUAGAGUCAAACCAUUCUUUUGUUCCUCCACCAAACACGUACAACCAGACAAAAUCAUCAGCACAAAAGCAAGACUUUAGUCAAGGUGCAAGCAAAGCAUCCAGCCAGAGCACUGCUGCUCAUCAGCAUCAUCACAGGACAGAGGACGUUGUGAGCCAAGGUAACAGCGACCUGAAAAACGUUACUCGAAACAAUGUGGUGAACCAGGAUAACAGCCAUUCUAACAGUGCUGAGAACACCAAUGCUGGCCACUCAAAUGGGACCCAGAGCAAGUCCCGCCAGCCUCGAGGUACUGCUGAAGGGUGCAACUCUGAAAAGAGCAGCAAAACCCCCCUCCAUCCCAGUCGUCACGGCCACUCGUCCUCUGAGCCCGUGUACCCGUGUGGGAUUUGUACACAUGAAGUCAAUGAUGACCAGGAUGCCAUCCUGUGCGAAGCCUCUUGUCAGAAAUGGUUCCACCGGAUCUGUACAGGCAUGACAGAGUCGGCCUAUGGGCUCCUGACGGCAGAGGCAUCGGCAGUGUGGGGCUGUGACACGUGCAUGGCUGACAAGGACGUGCAGUUAAUGCGCACCAGGGACACUGCAGGGCCACCUGCACUCAACACAGAGGGCUGA